UCUAACUCUGAUACAUCUACUAAGAAAUAAUUAACUAACAUAAUCUUGUUGACAAGGGGGAAAGUGAAAAGGUGAAAGGAGAAUAGAGGGAAAUGAAUAAGGUUUUGAUGAAGGUGGUCACUCAACUGCAUUUCUACUAUUUAUUUCCUCAAAUUAUCCUCAUAAUCAUUGAUAGGUUACAAUUUGAUCCACAUAUAUUAAUAUAUGUGAAGAAAUUCUCUUGGUGGGGAGGGUAUGAGUAUGGGGCGGGGGAGGCUAAAACCAUACUUGCCCCAUACCCAUCAAGCUUUUUGCGUGUUUUACCCAUACCCGCCCCAUACCCGGUCAAAGCGGGGAUUACCCGCAUUGACUGGGUCGGGGACGAUCGGGUACCCGCGGCCAUGGGUUUAAUUGUCAUCCCUAGUUAUGAUAUCGUUGAACCGUGCAUGUGUGACUUAAUUUAUUAACAUGUUUAUUUGUAUUUUUUCUAAUUUAGCUUUUUCAAUCUUAUUUUCACCCAAUAAAAUAAAUUGAGAUAGAUGCGAGAUCUUAUUUUCACCCAAUAAAAUAAAUUAACAUACAUGUGAGAUUUAAUUUUUCAAUUAAUUAUACUCGAUUAUCCAUUAUAUCAUUACUAUUUUAAUUUUACAUUUGUAAAAUGUUUUUUCUUCAAUAUUCAUUUUCUUCUAAUAAAACGUCAUACCGGAUCAAAACAACUACUAUCCAACAGAGAUCCAUGCUUUAUACUAAAUGAAUACGAAUAUUGAGAUACCCGAUCUGCUUGCCUCUUUUCCAUCACUAAUCACCAUCCAAUAGCAUGAUCCAUGAAACCGUACCAUAUCGGCGACUGAUCAACCACGAAAUACCAGUAUUGAAAGCUAAAUCAGUAGGCAGUACUUAGCAGUCUAACUGUUGAACUACGGUUAAACCACGAUUUUUAUAAUAAAAUAACCUAUCGUUGACUUUCUCGAUACGAUCUUCCCGGUGGCAUGCUGUUCAUGCCCAAUAGCAGCCUAACAAUGCAGGCCAGGCGGGAAUUUGAUCCUUAUCAGUUAUCACCAUCUUCCUCGUUUGUCUUGUAACAAUCUUAUGAAUCCCCAGGCCCCACUUCUCCUAGUACCCUCCAAUUUCCAUAAACCCUCCCCCUCCAGGCUCCAUCAACUCGACAAAAUACCUUUUCUGUUCCUUUCUCCCGAAAUCGAUUCCUCUUUUGCUCAUUUCACAUCACCAAUAAGUGAGACAUGAGUAUUCAUACUCUCCAAAGUUCUCUUCUCCUCUCUUCUCUUCAAACCACAAUGAACUCCAACAAUCGGAAGAUCCAGCUCACGCGCCGCGACGGCAGCUCCGACUCCGUCGUCGUCGGCUCGGUCUUAUUACCUCCGCCGUUUCCCGAAACGCCGCCGGAGAUGCUGCACUACCCGGACCACCGCCGGACCAUCGAUUCCUCCAUGGCGCUGACGAUUCUGCUGCUGCUGACGGCCAUCUUCUUCGUGGGUUUGUUUUCCCUGUACAUCCGCAGAUUCUCCGGCGACGCCGCCGCCGCCGCGGUGUCGUCGGCGGCGGAAGUCGGCAAUCACUACCGCCGCGGCAGCCAGAAGAAAGGGCUCGACCCGGAGGUGGUGAGGUCGCUGCCGGCGUACUGCUACAGGAAGGGCGGCGAGGGGAAGUAUGAUUUGGCGGAGUGCGCCAUUUGCCUGGGCGAGUUCGAGGAGGAGGCGGCCGUGAAGAUGAUACCGGUCUGCCAGCACGUGUUCCACGCGCAGUGCGUCGAAGCGUGGCUGAACGCGCACGUGAACUGUCCCUUGUGCAGAGGCACUCAGUUUCUCGGAGUGGUGGUGGAAGGCGGCGACGGAGGAGGAGGAGGAAGCGGUGGUUCGACGAGGGUGGUGGAAGGAAGAAGAUCGACGGUGGGAAGUGAGGACGCGUGGACGGUGGAGAUGGGUUUAGCUGGUGGGCUGAGGAGGGUCUGUAGCUCUUCGAGUUUGGUCAGAAAGGGACAGGAGAGGAUUUCCUUACCCAGAACCUCCAGUUUCUGAUACGUGUGCCCCGCACGUGUAAAUAUUUACUGAGGAUGUGAAUAAUUAAUAUAAUUAUUAUGUGAAUAUGGAUGUGGUGGUAGGUGUUAGUUGUUUGGUCAAGUUUACUCUGUUUGGGGAACAGCCUAAUUAAUUGAAUGGUAGUUG
Molecule: messenger RNA, 2162 nt
Organism: Linum trigynum
Lineage: Eukaryota; Viridiplantae; Streptophyta; Magnoliopsida; Malpighiales; Linaceae
Source: the annotation of a GenBank genome assembly